CAAAAAGUAAUUUCAUCAAUUUCCCCUGUUCAUGAAUCUGAUCGCCCAUCUCAAAUCUCCAUAUUUUUUUAUCAAUCAACAUUCUCAGAUUUUCGUAUAUUCUUCAUGUCGACUUGAUUCUUUAGGUUUUUUUUUCCUCUCAAUAAUUCACGGUUUUAUUGGAUCGAGGAAAAAAAGUGAAUCUGAAAUACGUUUGGAUUUGAUUGCGAUUUGAAAGAGUGGGGACGAGAAAGAAAAAAAGGAUAUGUGGUGGAUCAUUUUGUAAAAGAAGUGUGAGUACUGAGUUCGAUUUGAUCCAGACAAGGAUUUUGCUUGAUUUUUGGAUAAAAAUCUGAAGGAAAUCGUCGCUGAAACUGAGUUGACUCGCGAAAGCAAGGAAGAGGAACCGCGGUUUUUUGUCACUGAAAUGGGGUGUCAAGGCUCUAAGUUAAUGCCAUGUUGCUGGGAUUCACAGUUCAAAGCAGCAGUGUUAGAGGCCCCUGAUAUUGAGAAUGAGGAGAAUAAUGAGGUUGAUAAUGUGCCUGCGUUUCGAGAAUUCACAUUGGAGCAACUCAAGAAUGCAACAUCUGGAUUUGCAGUUGAGAAUAUUGUUUCUGAGCAUGGAGAGAAAGCUCCCAAUGUUGUUUAUAGAGGGAAGUUAGAGAAUCACAGGAGGAUCGCCGUUAAACGUUUCAAUCGAAUGGCUUGGCCUGAUUCACGACAAUUUUUGGAGGAAGCAAGAUCAGUUGGUCAGCUACGCAACAAUAGAUUGGCAAAUUUACUUGGAUGUUGUUGUGAAGGUGAUGAAAGGUUGCUUGUGGCAGAGUACAUGCCCAACGAGACACUCGCAAAACAUCUUUUUCAUUGGGAAACACAACCAAUGAAAUGGGCCAUGCGAUUAAGGGUUGUACUCUAUCUCGCACAAGCUUUAGAAUACUGCACAAACAAAGGGCGUGCAUUAUACCACGAUCUCAAUGCUUACAGGGUUUUAUUUGAUGAGGAUGGAAAUCCGAGACUUUCAACCUUUGGCUUGAUGAAAAACAGUAGAGAUGGAAAAAGUUACAGUACAAAUUUGGCAUUUACUCCUCCUGAAUAUUUGAGAACUGGAAGAGUAACACCGGAAAGUGUAAUAUACAGCUUUGGCACUCUUCUGUUUGAUCUUCUCAGUGGAAAACAUAUCCCCCCUAGCCAUGCACUUGACUUAAUACGAGACAGAAACCUUCAGAUGUUGACUGAUUCCUGCUUGGAAGGGCAGUUUUCUGAUAAUGAUGGAACUGAGCUAGUUCGCUUGGCUUCUAGAUGUUUGCAAUAUGAACCUCGAGAGCGACCAAAUCCUAAAUCUUUAGUUGCUGCUUUGACACCCCUUCAGAAGGAAACUGAGGUUCCUUCACAUGUAUUAAUGGGUAUCCCACACAGUGCUUCCUUCACUCCUCUAUCCCCAGUUGGGCAAGCUUGCUCAAGAGGGGACUUGACUGCUAUACAUGAGAUAUUAGAGAAUCUUGGCUACAAAGAUGACGAAGGAGUGGUAAAUGAGCUCUCCUUCCAAAUGUGGACUGACCAAAUGCAGGAAACUUUGAAUUCAAAGAAAAAGGGUGAUGCUGCUUUCAGGCAGAAAGAUUUUAAAGAAGCAAUCGAGUGUUACACGCAGUUCAUCGAUGUUGGCACGAUGGUUUCUCCAACUAUUUUCGCACGGCGUAGCUUGUGUUAUCUCAUUAACGACAUGCCUCAAGAAGCACUGAACGAUGCAAUGCAAGCCCAAGUGAUUUCCCCAGUGUGGCACAUUGCUUCCUAUCUUCAAGCAACCGCACUCACUGCCCUUGGGAUGGAGAACGAGUCUCAAACGGCACUUAAGGAAGGCGCGACUCUUGAAUCCAAGAGAAGCUCAGUGACGGGGAAAAAGUAAACAGCUAUGCUACAAACCACGCAACCAAGUGUUCGUUCAUUCUGUAAUUCAACCAUAGAAAAUGCAGUCGUUUUCCAUGGAGAAUGGCCAUAGAUGGUCGUAAGGUAAUAGUCACUGAUAUCUUCGCUUUUUUUAUUUAAUUUAUUUAAUGUAUUUUUUUACCCUUAUGAGUGUAUGUGAGAUUUGUUUCAUUCUUUGUUGGGUUUGAUCAAAUUUGUGAAAUUUGAUGUUAACAAAUUAUUCCCAGUCACAUUGAUUGGAAGUGGGGAAACUUUUUUCUCUGUUCACAAGCUUUUGUAAUUUCUGUAUCAAAAUCUUCAUGUGACAUUUGAGAAUUCAUUCUAAAAAAUUUGUGUUAAAUUUGUAA
This is a messenger RNA of Gossypium raimondii (Peruvian cotton), 2249 nucleotides long. Its product is annotated as serine/threonine-protein kinase BSK3. The record is from RefSeq and is a predicted model, not a curated record. The transcript has 11 exons. Gene Ontology annotation, biological process: brassinosteroid mediated signaling pathway; protein phosphorylation. Lineage: Eukaryota; Viridiplantae; Streptophyta; Magnoliopsida; Malvales; Malvaceae. Gene Ontology annotation, molecular function: protein binding; protein kinase activity; ATP binding. The coding region runs from base 407 to 1882 and encodes 491 amino acids.